Molecule: messenger RNA, 1210 nt
Organism: Condylostylus longicornis
Lineage: Eukaryota; Metazoa; Arthropoda; Insecta; Diptera; Dolichopodidae
Gene: PMP34
Product: peroxisomal membrane protein PMP34
Exons: 3
Coding region: 168-1085 (305 amino acids)
Cellular component (GO): peroxisomal membrane
Molecular function (GO): FAD transmembrane transporter activity; ATP transmembrane transporter activity; FMN transmembrane transporter activity
Source: RefSeq, a predicted model, not a curated record
ACCUUUCAAAUUAACAAUCAAAAUAAAAAUAUAAAAAUUUGAAUAUUGAUUUUUGUAUUUUGAACUUUAUAUAUUGCACAUUGUACUACAGUUUAAGGAUGACGAUUACGGUUUUAACACAAUAUUUUUAAGAAAAUAUUUAUCUACAAUUAAUUUACUCUGGAAGCAUGGUACUAUCAAAGGAAAUAUGUAAAGUAUUAAGCUAUGAAUCUUUUGUACAUGCAGUUUCCGGCGCUACCGGUAGCGUUGUAGCAAUGAGUGUAUUUUAUCCUGUUGACACGGUCCGUGCUAGACUUCAAGUUGAAGAACCUGAGAAAAGGGAAAAGUCUGGAACAUUUUCAGUGUUAAAUGAAAUAUUUAAAUAUGAAGGAAUUUCCUCUUUAUACCGUGGUUUAGUACCAGUUUUACAAAGCCUUUGUUUAUCCAACUUUGUGUAUUUUUACACUUUUCAUAGUUUAAAGGCAAUGCAAGGACGGGGAAACGGAAAUCAAAGUGCAUUUAAAGAUCUUUUAUUAGGUUCAAUAGCUGGUAUGGUGAAUGUUAUGCUUACAACACCAUUUUGGGUUGUUAAUACUAGACUAAAAAUGAACGGAGUUGCCGGAAAGCCGGUUGAAAAAUUUAAUAAUUUACUUGAUGGGCUAAUAUUUAUUGGAAAGACAGAAGGCUUCAAGGGCUUAUGGGCAGGCGCAAUUCCAUCAUUAAUGUUGGUUAUUAAUCCAGCAUUACAAUUUAUGUUCUACGAAUCGAUUAAAAGAAGGCUAACCAAAAUUCAUGCAAAUGUUCAUACCACAUCAUUUUUUUUUUUGGGUGCUUUAGCAAAAGCUUUUGCAACAUUUGUUACGUACCCUCUACAAUUAGUUCAAACAAAGCUGCGUACUUGUGACAGGUCUUUAAAACAAGACGCUAGUACGACCAAAAUAUUAUUCGAAAUAGCAAGAAAGUACGGAUUUAAAGGUUUAUACCGUGGCAUAGAGGCAAAAAUUUGGCAAACAAUUUUGACAGCAGCAUUAAUGUUUGCAACAUAUGAAAAAAUCGCUUUGAUAGUAGGUAAAGCAUUAUUUACAAAAAGUCGAACUAAAGUAUAAGAAAAUUUGUAAUCAAAUUUAUAAAUUUUUACUACAAAUAUGGAAACUACUGAAACUAAGUAUAACAAAAACUGAAACUAAGUAUUUGGAAUAUUAGAAAUUAAAAGUUGAUUUUUGAAAAAGAA